Molecule: messenger RNA, 2990 nt
Organism: Nicotiana attenuata
Lineage: Eukaryota; Viridiplantae; Streptophyta; Magnoliopsida; Solanales; Solanaceae
Product: DEAD-box ATP-dependent RNA helicase 31-like
Exons: 10
Coding region: 133-2760 (875 amino acids)
Cellular component (GO): chloroplast
Molecular function (GO): RNA helicase activity; ATP binding; nucleic acid binding
Source: RefSeq, a predicted model, not a curated record
UCAAUCUCAAACGUUUACCCUUAAACCCUCCGAAGGAGGGCGCAAAUAAGGCUUAAACCCUGAAAAACCCUAUCCUCAUUCUUCUCCUUCUUCGAACCCUAAUUUCCCCCCAUAUAUUUAUCUCCGUUUUCCAUGCCGUUCAAGCUUUUACCACAGCUUCGUUUCUUCAAUUCUACAUUUCCAGUUACCCAUUUUCCCACCAUGAAAUGCAAUUCUACAUUAAAGCCUAAAACAGUACCCGUUUUAUCUAGAAUGUUCCCUCACAAGCUCAAGUAUCGGUCAAUUGGAUUUCCAAUUUUACCAACUCAACAACAGGAGCUCCGUAGGUUCUCGUCCCGCUCAGGGAGACCAAGACCCGGGUCGGGUUUGGGUCAUGAGGUGCGGGUUUCGAAGAGCUUGAUUGAAGAUGAAGCUGAACUCAGUGAUUGGGUAAGUGGGUUGAGGUCUGAUUCGUUUAAGAAAACUCAGGUGUAUAGUGAUAGUGAUGAUAACGAUGGUGGUAGGGGUAAAUUUGGUAAUAGGCGUGGUGGUGGAGAAGAGAGAGGUGAAAAGAGAAGGAGAGAUGUAGAUUCUGAUGAUUUUAAUGGGCCUGGUAGGAGAAGUGGAGGCCCAAUGCAGUCAAAUUCGAGAAAUGGAGGGAGGUUUGGAAGUGAAUUGGACGGUGGAAGAAGUGGGGGAAGAGGUCAAAUGCAGUCAAAUUCGAGGAAUGGAGGGAGGUUUGGAAAUGAUAGAGGGAGUAGAAAUGAGGGUAGAGGAAGUGGAGGUCGAGAUAGGAUGGUGUCGUCCCCAAGGGGUGGAAGGUUUGGAAGUGAUAUAGGUAGUGGAAGUGAGGGUAGGAGAAGUGGAGGCCGUGAUCGGAUGGAGUCGUCUCCGAGGAAGGGAGGGAGGUUUGGAAGUGAUAUAGGGAGUGGAAGUGAGGUUAGAAGAAGUGGAGGCCGAGAUCGGAUGGAGUCCUCUCCGAGGAAGGGAGGGAGGUUUGGAGGUGAAAUGGCAGGUCCCAGUGACAGUAAGAGGGGUACGGGCAGGGUUGGUAGUGGAUAUGGUAGAGAUAUGGGAGGACAAGGUGGUAGUGAUAGGUUAGGGAGGAAAGAAGGGACGAGUAUGGGGCGAGGGAGUUCGACAUUGUUAGAUGAAGAUGAUACAGAUAAUGAGGAUGAGGAUGAGGGGGAGGAGGAAGAGGAAAGUGGUUAUAAGGGGUUUCGAGAUUUGAUUGAUAGUGAGGAAGAAAGUGAAGAGUCUGAUGAAGAUGAUGAGGUUGAGGAUGGAAAAAUGUUCUCUUUGGAGAAGGAGGACAUUCCAAGGGCAUCACACCCCCGCUCAACUGGAAAAAGUGAUUCCCACCUCACUAAGACCAGAUUUGAUAAGUUUCCAAUCUCUCCCUUGUCUCUGAAAGGAGUUAAAGAUGCUGGAUACGAGACGAUGACCGUAGUGCAGGAGGCAACCCUUCCUGCUAUUCUGAAAGGCAAGGACGUUCUGGCCAAGGCAAAGACUGGCACUGGCAAGACUGUAGCAUUUUUGCUUCCUUCAAUUGAAGUUGUGGUAAACUCACCCCCCAACACUCGUGAUCAAAAGAGGCCACCAGUUCUGGUGCUUGUGAUAUGCCCUACCAGGGAGCUUGCAACUCAAGCAGCUACCGAGGCCAACACCUUGUUGAAAUAUCACCCUUCAAUUGGGGUUCAAGUUGUUAUAGGAGGAACACGGCUUGCACUUGAGCAGAAAAGGAUGCAAGCAAAUCCAUGCCAGAUACUUGUGGCGACACCUGGGAGGCUCAGAGAUCACGUGGAGAAUACAGCAGGAUUUGCUACACGAUUGAUGGGUGUUAAAGUGUUGGUGCUUGACGAAGCUGAUCAUUUGUUGGAUAUGGGAUUCCGUAAAGAAAUUGAGAAAAUCAUCUCUGCUAUUCCAAAACAGCGCCAAACACUUCUCUUCUCUGCAACAGUUCCGCCAGAGGUCCGUCAAAUUUGCCAUAUUGCUUUGAAAAGAGAUCAUGAAUUUAUCAAUACUGUUGAGGAAGGCAGUGAAGAGACACACGCACAAGUUCAGCAGAUGCAGCUGGUUGCUCCUCUAGAAACACACUUUUCGCUCCUUUAUGCUCUACUAAAAGAGCACAUCGCUGAUGACGUUAACUAUAAGGUUCUUGUAUUUUGCACAACUGCAAUGGUAACAAGACUCGUCGCCGAACUUCUUAGUGAACUUAACCUAAAUGUCCGGGAGAUUCAUUCCCGUAAGCCACAAAGCUAUAGAACAAGAGUUUCAGAUGAAUUUCGCAAGUCAACAGGUCUUAUUCUAGUUACCUCGGAUGUCUCUGCCCGUGGAGUAGAUUAUCCAGAUGUCACCUUUGUUAUACAGAUUGGUGUGCCAGCUGAUAGACAGCAGUAUAUCCAUCGUCUAGGUAGAACUGGGCGGAAAGGCAAAGAAGGACAAGGCAUUUUAUUGUUGGCUCCAUGGGAGGAAUACUUCUUGUCUACAAUUAAAGAUUUGCCCAUAUCAAAGGCACCCGUACCUUUGAUUGAUCCAGAGACCAAGAAAAAGGUGGAACGUGCAUUAUCCCAUAUAGAUAUGAAAAGCAAAGAAACUGCAUACCAGGCAUGGCUUGGUUACUAUAACUCCAACAGAGCUAUCGGUAAGGACAAGUACAGACUUGUUGAACUUGCAAAUGAGUUUAGUCGGACAAUGGGGCUCGACAACCCUCCAGCGAUUCCAAAGCUUGUUCUUGGGAAAAUGGGCUUGAAAAAUAUUCCCGGACUACGUUCCAAGUAAGUUGAGAUAGCGUUGCUUCUUCAUAUAUGCAUACAAGUGUAUAUAUACAUAGUGCAGGUCACACAAUGCAACAAUUAUUAUUUUUAGCUUAGUGCUGAUUUUGCAAUGUUUGUAAUCUCGCUACUAGGGAGAAUUGAGAGCCUACAGAAACAUAAUUUUGGAGUUCCUUUUUGCUAACAGGCAAGUUGGCCUUUCCUCUUUCUAGUUAUACUAUAUUGAUUCUUCAUUCA